This is a messenger RNA of Oikopleura dioica, 1038 nucleotides long. NCBI's taxonomy places the organism in Eukaryota, Metazoa, Chordata, Appendicularia, Copelata, Oikopleuridae. The record is from the annotation of a GenBank genome assembly.
AUGAAGAGUUUCGCUCUCGUCGGUGCAGCUUUUGCAGCUAAGGAUUCAUGCCUUCCUCUUGACUCUGAUGCUAAUGCGCCUAUUUAUGGAGGAACUUGCUGGGAUGCUUGGCAAGACGCAAAUGACGUAAAAUUGUGGGCUGCAGACAAUUGUGGGGCAAACUCGUGUACAUGGCCACAAAUCAAUUCAAAAGACUGCUUCUCGAAUCCCUAUGAUAAUCCCACAGAUAUGUUGGAUUUGCUCGCCGACUAUGAGAAGUUCGAGGUCGAAUACCUAGAUCGAGAAGAGAAUUCGCGACCAGACUUCAACGAUAAAGAUCAAUUUAAAAAUUGUAACAAUGGUGGUGAGUCCGUCUUCAAGCCUUACGAUGAAUGGUUUGGCGCAGAAGUGACUGGCUGUGAUUUUAAAAUCCAGCUUCAGAGUCAGUAUUUUUAUGAUGCAGGUUACGACGACAGAGCGACGCAAACAACGCGAUUUUACAACGGAGAAACUGACAAAAGCGAAUGCGGUGACCCAAGAUUCGGUGACAGUAAUAAUGACCUGAAGGAGUGCUACUGCGAUUUGGUCGAGUCGAGUCCUUGGAUUGAAAUCAGCAACAAUCCCAAGUUUGCCCAUCCUGUCAAUCCAAGAAUUGCGCGAGAUGCAGAACGGUCGACUCCCGAAGUAAUCGACAUUGAAAUUGCUGGUUUGAGUGCAAUCAACAACAAUAUGAACGAUGAACUGAAGAUUGUGAAGAACCACGCGAACCGCAACGCCUGGCGAAUGGACUGCCUUUACUGCGCGAUGAUGGACAUAAAGAGUGAAGUUGACGUCCAGACCUUCUACUACGAGUUCAUUCUCGAGCAGUACAACAAGUACACCGAGAAGUUGAUGCACUAUGCCUGCAAUGCGUACUACCAGGAACAGAUCCUGGCUUCUAUUUCUGAGCGCUUCGACCAGUUCACAGAAUCACUCGAGAUCAACGUCAACUAUUGCAACGGAGAUAACGAACUGUGCUUCGAAGACGACAAUUGCGAGGAAACUUUCUGUCAAGCUUAG